This is a messenger RNA of Entelurus aequoreus (snake pipefish), 2060 nucleotides long. RefSeq names its product dematin actin binding protein (gene dmtn). The record is from RefSeq and is a predicted model, not a curated record. Gene Ontology annotation, molecular function: actin filament binding. Gene Ontology annotation, cellular component: plasma membrane; actin cytoskeleton. NCBI's taxonomy places the organism in Eukaryota, Metazoa, Chordata, Actinopteri, Syngnathiformes, Syngnathidae. Gene Ontology annotation, biological process: cytoskeleton organization; actin filament bundle assembly; lamellipodium assembly.
GAAGAAAUCGAUUAUUUUUUUUGUACAGGCGCGAAACAGGACAGUCGCGUGCAGCCAGUUAAGGACCCCCGGCAACUUUGUGAUUUUAUUGGACGCAGCCCCGGAAGUAAAUGGGGGAGGGAAGGUUUUGGUAGAGGGAAGACAUUUGGCGUGACAGCUCCAGUUUUACACGAGGACCACUUUAUUUCGUUAGUUUUCAAAACAACGUGUCACCACUUCCGCUCUCAGCGCCUUCAAAAUAAGAGCUCAAGGCAUAUACUGUAUAACAGCUUAUAACAGGAAUUAACAUCACAAAGAGGCAAGUCCAUAAAAAUAGGUUACAAUAAUUCAUUUCAAACCUUUUUUUUUGUUUUGUUUCAUUUUAUUUUCAUUCGGUCUUUGAUCGAGCACGUUGACAGUUACGUUUACAUUUUACGACCUGAGAAGCACUUGCAAAAAAAAAAAAAAAAAAGUCAACAUGACGUCACAGCAUCGCUUUCCUCUCUUCGGGAGGAGACUGUCACGUGACACCUGACCGUCGUCCUCCUCCUCCUCGCGCGUGCACGAGCAUCGACGCAGACUUGGCACCGCUGGCGGAGAACCAACAGUUGAUCUGUCAUGAACAAGGCGGAGGGUCUGGCCACUCCCGUCCACUUGGCGUCCUCGCGAGGCCCGAGCACGCCGGGCUCCCCCGCCGCCGCCGCCGCCAUCGCCAUCACGGCGCGUGUGGACGAGCAGGUGGUGCCGUACCGGGACCUGGCGGCGCUGCCCCGGGACAAAGCCAUCCUGCAGGUGGAGCGACCCGACCUGAUGACCUACCAACCGCACCUCACCUUCUCGCCGCUCGACAUGCCACGCAGAGAGCGAUCCCUGUCGCCUCCCGCCACCUCCCCCGCCAUGUCACCUGAGGUGAAGGGGCGGCGAGCGGAAAGCGACAGCGGCUCCCCCGGAGGCUCCAUGCUGCAACUGCAGCCUGGACGCAAAAUCAGUGCCAGCCUGCAGCACUUCCACCGACCAGAUAACGGAGCAAACAUCUACAGUAAACCUCCCAUCUACAAACAAGAAGCCUCCAAGCACCCCGAAGGUGGCGGCGUCAUCCAGUCGGCAAAGUUCCCGGCCGCUCAGCCUCCGGACCCCAACCAACCCUCCAAGAUCGAGACCGAGUUCUGGCCCUGCCCGCCGUCGCUGGCCGCCAUGGAAAUAGAGCGGCGCUGGAAGAAAGUGGAAGAAGAAGACGACGACGACUUUGACGACUUGACAGACGAAGCCAAGACGCUGCAAGAACAGGAACUAGAGAAGAUCAAGUCCAACCUGGGACGUCUGAUCCUGAAGGAAGAGAAGGAGAAAGCGUCUACUUUCCGCAGGAAGACCCAGUCUCUGCCUGACAGAGGUCACAUGCACACCAGUCUGGCGGCGAGCGCUUCCAAGUCACCGUCCCGUUCGGGCUCGGGGCUGACCAGAAUGCAGUCGGCCGACUUCCCCGCGGACGCUGCCGCGCGUACAGGUGGGAGGAAUGGUGAGGCCCAAAGGGAGCGCAUGGAUCGAGGGAACUCGUUGCCGAGCAUCUUGGAGCAGAAGGUGUAUCCCUACGAGGCGCUGAUAGUCACCCACAGGGGGCGAUGCAAGCUUCCUCGAGUGGACCGCACUCGUCUAGAGAGACAUCUGGCGCCGCACGAGUUCGAGCAGUUGUUCGGGAUGAGCGCUGGCGAAUUCGACCGCCUAUCUCUAUGGAGACGAAAUGACCUGAAGAAGAAAGCCUUGCUCUUCUAACAGGAAGUGACAUCACGGCCAAGCAAGUGUUUGGCUACAUCACAGCACGCUAAAAAACGCUACUUAGGAAGCAGCUUGUGUUGUCAUGGUUACCAGCGCCACCGCGACAUCGCGGCGCUCUCCAGUCGACCCCCCCGGCCUCCCAUGAGGAAUUAUCCGAUCACAGCUUUGGACUUUUCACGUGUUGCUCGCCGCCAUGUUCCAGGUUCUGAUGUUUCACUGCUGCCAAUAAACCGCCCACAAACACUGACUGAUGUCAUUUUCCAACCACGCGCUGGGAGCAUUUCAAAAUAAAAGCCUGAGAGUGCAAU